AGAACCAACUAGCUAAUAAUAUAAAACACAUCUUUCUUUCUCUUCUCUCACAAACACAUUUCUUUCUCCAACUAUAAAAAUGGGCGCCGGAAUAUCAUCAACCGACUGUCCAAAUUCCGGCGAAGAAACACCGUCAACUCGCCGGAAACUUGAAGACAUACCGGAAAGUUGCAUAGCUAUGGUGUUGGCCCACCUCGACCCGCCGGAGAUCUGUCGUUUGGCCCGACUUAACCGGGCUUUCCGGCGGGCUUCCUCCGCUGAUUUUAUUUGGGAGUCUAAACUUCCGACGAAUUAUUCAUUCAUUAUUUAUAUGAUUUCUAAGUUGAAUCAUCAAAAUGACGAUGAAAUUGAUAAUGAUAUGAAGAUAUAUAGUAGUAGUAAUAAUAUUAAAUCGAUGGAUUUGAUUAAGAAAGACAUUUUCGCCCGCCUUUCUCGUCCCAAUCUUUUUGAUUCUGGUACUAAGGAAAUAUGGCUGGAAAAGAAUACUGGAAAUGUAUGUAUGUCAAUAUCAUCUAAGGCCUUGUCAAUUACUGGCAUUGAUGAUAGACGAUACUGGAAUCACAUUCCUACUGAGGAAUCUAGAUUCCAGACAGUUGCAUAUCUUGUUCAAAUAUGGUGGUUUGAAGUUUGUGGGGAGCUGGAGUUCAAAUUCCCAGCAGGGACAUACAGCCUGUUCUUUCGACUCCAGCUCGGAAAAUCCUCUAAGAGGUUCGGAAGGCGCAUAUGUAAUGCUGAACAUAUACAUGGAUGGAAUGUCAGACCAGUGCGAUUCCAGCUGACAACAUCAGACGGUCAGCACGCUUCGUCAGAGUGUUAUUUGGAUAAACCAGGAUCAUGGAUCCUCUACCAUGGAGGAGAUUUUGUCAUUAAGGAUCCUGAUAAAUUGACAAAGAUCAAGUUUUCAGCUAGGCAGAUUGAUUGCACCCACAUUAAAGGUGGUCUUUCUUUAGAUUCUGUGAAGAUUUUACCCAAGAGUAUAGCCAACCAAGCUUGUUAGAUUUUGUAGAUAUGUCAUAUAGUGAGGGAAUGAUAAAAAAAAAAUGGAACAGAAUAGUUUGUAGUUUGGUUCAUCAUAGUAGUUGGUUGUAUAAGGGUUUCCAUGUACAAAUGUCUGUUUUUCUAGGCCGAGCUCGGCUUCGUCAGAGGGCUUGGUAAUCUACGAGUAGUUCCGAGUUGCUUCCUGUCAUAGCUCAAAUGUAUAUAGUCAAGAUGUCUUUUUUUCUAGGGUGAGCUUGGCUUUGUUGGAGGGCAUGGUAUUCUACAAGUAGUUCAGAGUUGCUUCUUGUUAUAGCUGAAAUGUAUGUACAUAGUCAAGAUGUCUGUUUUUCUAGGACGAGCUUGGCUUUGUUAGAGGGUGUAAUCGUCCUUGAGUAGUUUCGAGUUGUUUGCCUUCUAUAUAGUUCAUGGAUAUUAAGAGCA
Beta vulgaris subsp. vulgaris (sugar beet) is the source of this 1419-nucleotide messenger RNA. RefSeq names its product F-box protein PP2-A13. The transcript is spliced from 3 exons. Lineage: Eukaryota; Viridiplantae; Streptophyta; Magnoliopsida; Caryophyllales; Amaranthaceae. The record is from RefSeq and is a predicted model, not a curated record. The coding region runs from base 80 to 997 and encodes 305 amino acids. Gene Ontology annotation, molecular function: protein binding.